Messenger RNA from Cucumis sativus (cucumber), 1404 nucleotides. Its product is annotated as protein TIC 21, chloroplastic. NCBI's taxonomy places the organism in Eukaryota, Viridiplantae, Streptophyta, Magnoliopsida, Cucurbitales, Cucurbitaceae. Bases 137 to 1015 code for a protein of 292 amino acids. The transcript has 4 exons. The record is from RefSeq and is a predicted model, not a curated record.
AGAAAGAGAGAAGAAAAAGCAAUUAAGGUAAAUAUUUAGAAGCCAUCCCCAAAGCACAGCAAAACGCUAACUCCUCUAACAUCCACUGUGGGCUCUCUGCCUGCAGCGCUAUCAAAAUUGCAUUUGAUCCUCAAUCAUGCAGUCCCUACUCUCCCCGGUGGCUCGCACCGGUCCCUUCCCGGCCACUGCCGCAGUUUAUUCAUCGGAUUUACACCUUAGCCGCUUCCAUCGCCGGCCCAUCUCUGUCCGCCACUCCUUCAAUUCCCUCCCUCCAUUUAGUGCCAUUCCAUCUUCUUCUUCUUCGUUGUUGCUUUUGAAGACUUUUGGUACUCUGAAGCAUAGUAGAGGACAGCUUUGCUCGGAAACACGCGCUUCUUCUAGUCCCAUUUCCCCGACUGUUUCCCCAAAUGAUGAGGCUGAAAAGGCAAAACUGGCUCAGGUGGCAAAGAGAUUAGAGAAGACAUCGAAGUAUUUCAAGAGGUUGGGUAGUCUCGGAUUUUGGGGACAGUUGGUGUGCACAAUUGUCGCUGCUGUUAUUCUCUCAUUCUCUGUUGUUAUCACUGGGAAAAUUACAUCACCGGCCACUUUUUAUGCUACUGCUGGUGGUAUUGUGGCAGCUUUCAUUUCUGUAUUUUGGUCAUUUGGAUACAUUCGGCUUUCUGACAAACUUCAACGGACUGCAAAUCAACCCUCCAAGGCUCCUCCUCGAGCCGAUGUUGUGAACAGCCUCAGAAAUGGAAUAGUAGUAAACCUGUUAGGCAUGGGUGCUGCCAUUCUGGGGAUGCAAGCAACGGUGGGAUUGUUAGUUGCUAAGGCUCUUACUUCCUCAGCAAUUCCAUAUUACCAGGCUGCCUCCCCUGGGAAUAGCCCUGUUCUUGCUUUGGAUGUAUUCCUAGUACAGGCUUCUGCAAACACUAUUCUCUCUCAUUUCCUGGGGCUCGUUUUCUCCUUAGAGCUACUCCGCUCAGUGACAUUACCUGCUACAGAUAGUAUUCCUAUACCUCGAAUGGCAUAACCUCCACCAUCACCCUUCUAGUGAGUUAAUACAGCAAUCAAUUCGACAUCAGAGGUGACACGAUGUGAAUAGCUUGCGAGUUUAGUAUCCAUUUUCAAGCGUGAUCAAAAGGCAUUUGAAUGUUUGUUUCGCUCAUCUCCUUGGGGUACUCUUGUAUGAGACAUUGAAUAGUUGCAGAGGUCCUUAAAGAUGUUUUGAUGCGGGUAGCUUAAAUGGAAGUUUAAUGUAUUGUAUUAGAAGACUAGAAGGCAGGCCAUUUCAAACUCUUCUAUUUAUCAAGUAUAGAUUCAAAUAUGGUUCUGUCUAUGAGUUUUAAAUCUCAUUCAUUUUACUAUGUACCUUUCUUUUCUUUCUUUAGUGAAAAAUAAUUACAUGAAUCUUUGGUGUUU